AUGUACAGGGGUAUACCUUCUUUGAAGUGGAUCUCUGGAUUUGGACUGGACCGGUUGAGUGGCGAAGCUGUGGAGUCGGACGGUGUGAGUCUGGCCCGGCAGCGAAAGCGGUAUUCGAAGAAAGACGACGAUUCGACGUCGUUGCCGGCGGACAUUUUUACGGAGGCGCGCGACUUGCCAACCCUGUUCAUGAACGGCUCGACGGCGCCGGUAUUCGCCAAGUCAAGUUUGCAGGGCCAGCAGGACCUCGCGUCUAACGCAAUCCGUCUGCCUUCGGAUGCCUUGAUUGGUAAGCAGUGGUACCUUUACGGACCGAGCCAAGGGGUGGAGUAUGGCGCAAACGUGAUCGACGCAUGGGCCGCGAGUGUGCUGAUUGCACGGAAACGUGCCAGUGGCGUCUCAUUUCCUUGGCAUCGCGCGGCCAGUCUUCCGCCAUUGGUUGGGCCACUGGACAUCGUGGGGGACGUGGGCGAGGGUGCUGGCAGGGGGGCCGGGGAGUUACAACUAGCUGCUGCCCCAAUUGAGUUUAAGGAGGUGUUGCGUGCCGCUCCGGGUUUGACGGUGGCGAUCGCAGACAGCGGUUGCGCCACGAACGAAGACUUGGUCCGGAAGUUGGCGUGGUCAGGUGGCUGUCCGAAGAAGGCCAAGACGGACGGGUUCGGGCGUUGUCUUGGUUACGACUACGGUAACGAGUCGCCAGACCCCACUCAGUCGACCGAGUCACAUGGCACCCAAACAGCCGGGUUGAUUGCCGCUGAGAGCGACAAUCACUGGGGCAUCGCAGCCACCUGUCCGAACUGCAAGCUCAUUUGCAUCAAGAUCUUUAAUGAUGAGACGCGCACCCUUUCCACCACCGCCAUCGUGCGCGCUCUCGAACACAUCGCCAAGUCCGGAGCCAAAGUCAGCAACCAUAGCUACGGUGGUUUCGGAGACGAUCGUCUUGAACGCUACGCCUUUGAACGCCUGCUCGGCAAGGGCGACCAUCUCGCUUUCGUCGCAGCCGGCAACGCCGGCUGCAACAUCGACUGUCGCGGCAAAAAGAACUGCGCCGGCAAGAGAUGCCCCAACACCCAACUCUGGACUCCCGCUUCCUACAACCUCCCCGGACUCAUCAGUAUCGCAAGCAACACCAAAAAGGGCUCCGUCAGCAUGUUCAGCAAUGUCGGACCGAGCAGCGUCCAGAUUUUCACGCCUGGUUCUGAAAUCGUUAGCAUCGAUAAAAGAGGAUCGCCCACUGGCACCGUCGGGAGCGGCACAUCUUUUGCCAGCCCUAUUGCAGCUGGUAUUGCCGCAUUCGUGUGGUCGGUUAUACCCGAGGCCACCGCUGCUCAGGUGCAGAAUGCUAUUCUUACGACCGCUAGACACAACCCGCAGUUCGAAGGUUUAUCCAGAGUACCGGGCAUACUGGACGCUUACAACGUCUUGGUCAAACUAGCUAACCUCGUCUAA
Messenger RNA from Gregarina niphandrodes, 1449 nucleotides. Its product is annotated as peptidase S8 family domain protein. The transcript is spliced from 2 exons. Lineage: Eukaryota; Apicomplexa; Conoidasida; Eugregarinorida; Gregarinidae. Gene Ontology annotation, biological process: proteolysis. The record is from RefSeq and is a predicted model, not a curated record. Bases 1 to 1449 code for a protein of 482 amino acids. Gene Ontology annotation, molecular function: serine-type endopeptidase activity.